CAUUAAAUAGUGGGAAAGAAGAUGAGAAGGUGAAAAAUGGUGUAAUAAAAAGGUGUGAAGCGAGCAGAUCAGAACCGUGGUUCGACAUUGUUUUGUUCAGUGUCCGUUCAUCAAAAAUGGCUCUCGAGGUUGCUGUCAAGGCCGCUGUUGGUGCUCCGAACAUUCUCGGAGACUGUCCAUUUUCCCAAAGGGUUCUCUUAACUCUAGAGGAGAAGAAAGUCUCUUACAAACUCCACCUCAUCGAUCUUAGUAAUAAACCCGAAUGGUUUUUGGGUGUUAACCCUGAAGGGAAGGUGCCAGUGGUUCAGUUUGAUGGCAAAUGGGUGGCUGAUUCUGAUGUAAUUGUGGGGAUACUUGAGGAGAAGUACCCACAACCUUCUCUCCUCACUCCUCCUGAAUUUGCCUCUGUGGGAUCAAAGAUAUUUGGGUCUUUUGUGUCUUUUCUGAAGAGCAAGGAUUCAAAUGAUGGAACAGAGCAAGCUUUGGUUUCUGAAUUGAGUGCUUUGGAUGACCAUCUUAAGGCCCACGGUCCUUAUGUUGCUGGGGAGAAAGUCACUGCUGUUGAUCUGAGUUUGGCACCAAAACUGUACCAUCUAGUGAUAACACUUGGCCACUUCAAGAGUUGGAGUGUUCCUGAAAGUUUGGCACAUGUCCACAACUACACCAAGCUGCUCUUCUCCCGGGAAUCAUUUGAGAAAACCAAGGCUGCAAAGGAAUAUGUUAUUGCUGGAUGGGCCCCUAAGGUGAAUGCUUGAAGUAGUUCUAACUUAUGAGGUAUCUGAAUAUCAGAUAUGUACUGUGGUUGAACCUUGUUAACUAUAGGAUGGAGAACUCGUCAUGUUUAAGAGGGUUGUUCCCCUAAUUAAUAAUAAACAUGCAGUGUGUUCGUGUGUUUA
Messenger RNA from Cajanus cajan (pigeon pea), 896 nucleotides. The record is from RefSeq and is a predicted model, not a curated record. NCBI's taxonomy places the organism in Eukaryota, Viridiplantae, Streptophyta, Magnoliopsida, Fabales, Fabaceae.